AUGUCAAUAUCAUUGCUUUUUUCUGGCAUUACGAUCUUAGGGGUGAUACUCAUUUGCUUUGUAAUUUACAUUGUAUUUACAGUAGCAUGGUACUUAUAUGGUAGGCAAAUACUAUCUGCUCCAACAUUAAGCCAGCAGGAGGACCCAGCGAAGGAGAAGUGCUUUAGUUCCCAGAAACUGAAGCCGGAUGUGAUCACAUUCAACUACAAGAAAGAAUUGAGUGAUUAUCCAAAUCACGAAAAAGAGAAUUCUGAUCAAAAUGAAUGCGUGGUGUGCUUGAGAGGUUUACAGAAUGAGGAAUUUGUAAGGCAACUUCCAAAAUGCAAGCACACAUUCCACGCGCCUUGUAUAGACAUGUGGCUCUACUCUCAUUCUGAUUGCCCCAUCUGUCGGACAGUGAUUGAUCAGUUGCCGGAUGAAGGUGCAUUUACACCAGGCCGGAAGUCGGAGGUCUCUGUAGAUAUCAGCCCAUCAUUGACCUUAACAAGCAUCUCAAUAAUCUAG
Rosa rugosa (rugosa rose) is the source of this 504-nucleotide messenger RNA. RefSeq names its product RING-H2 finger protein ATL2-like. NCBI's taxonomy places the organism in Eukaryota, Viridiplantae, Streptophyta, Magnoliopsida, Rosales, Rosaceae. Gene Ontology annotation, biological process: protein ubiquitination. The record is from RefSeq and is a predicted model, not a curated record. Bases 1 to 504 code for a protein of 167 amino acids. The transcript has a single exon.